AUGGAGGCUGCGAAGAGGCCGCGGUUGAGGCUGAGCCGCCGGAGGCCGCCCUCGGAGGACGGGCCCCCCGCCCCGCCCCCUGGCCGCCCCGCGCCCCCGGCGGGCAGCGAGGACUCGCCGUGGACGGAGCUGCUGCGGACGGCGGGCGCCGAGCUGCACGUGGACGGCGAGGUGCCGCCUCUGCCCGCCUUCCCCGGCCAGGAGCCGGGCCCGGAGCCCGCGGCGCCCCUCGAGGUCUUCUCCGUCGGACCCCAGACCUUUUCCUGGCCGCCCUUUCCGCAGGCCGCGGGGCGCCCGGGCGCAGGGGAGCGCCUGGGGACCCCCACCCGGUCCCCGCGGCCCGAGAGCCCGAGCACGCCGCCGGGGGCGCCGGCCCUGCGGAACUGCCCCAUGUGCCAGCAGGAGUUCGGCCCCGAGCUGGUGCAGCUGGACAUCGACAGCCACCUGGCGCAGUGCCUGGCAGAGAGCACGGAGGACGUGCUUUGGUGACCGCAGGCACCCAGCCCCUUCUGCCUGUGCGUCUGGGUGGGGCGGUGUCCGGCCCGCCCGUGUCCCACCAAGGCGCAGGAGGGGCUCCCCGGAGGG
Messenger RNA from Ochotona curzoniae (black-lipped pika), 585 nucleotides. RefSeq names its product FA core complex associated protein 20 (gene FAAP20). The transcript is spliced from 4 exons. The coding region runs from base 1 to 489 and encodes 162 amino acids. Gene Ontology annotation, biological process: DNA damage response. Gene Ontology annotation, molecular function: K63-linked polyubiquitin modification-dependent protein binding; ubiquitin binding. The record is from RefSeq and is a predicted model, not a curated record. NCBI's taxonomy places the organism in Eukaryota, Metazoa, Chordata, Mammalia, Lagomorpha, Ochotonidae.